Molecule: messenger RNA, 397 nt
Organism: Suricata suricatta (meerkat)
Lineage: Eukaryota; Metazoa; Chordata; Mammalia; Carnivora; Herpestidae
Product: 60S ribosomal protein L10-like
Exons: 1
Coding region: 40-342 (100 amino acids)
Biological process (GO): translation; ribosomal large subunit assembly
Cellular component (GO): cytosolic large ribosomal subunit; ribosome
Molecular function (GO): structural constituent of ribosome
Source: RefSeq, a predicted model, not a curated record
UUGGCCUCAUGCUUUCUCCAAUCUAGGCUCCAGACAGGUAUGCGGGGUGCUUUUGGAAAGCCCCAGGGCACAGUGGCCAGGGUCCACAUUGGCCAAGUCAUCAUGUCCAUCCGUACCAAGUUGCAGAACAAGGAGCAUGUGAUAGAGGCCCUGCGUAGGGCCAAGUUCAAGUUCCCUGGCCGCCAGAAGAUCCACAUUUCCAAGAAGUGGGGCUUUACUAAGUUUAAUGCGGAUGAGUUUGAAGACAUGGUGGCUGAAAAGUGGCUCAUCCCAGAUGGUUGUGGGGUCAAAUACAUCCCUAAUCGUGGCCCCUUGGACAAAUGGCGGGCUCUGCACUCAUGAGAGCCUCAGCAGUGCCCUCCCUGUUCAUGCCCACCAAUAAAUCCUGCUUUCUGUC